This is a messenger RNA of Linum trigynum, 2708 nucleotides long. Lineage: Eukaryota; Viridiplantae; Streptophyta; Magnoliopsida; Malpighiales; Linaceae. The record is from the annotation of a GenBank genome assembly.
CUGUAUUGAGGGGAUCAAAUCUUGUUAGUUAAAUGCUUGUCGCUUAUGGUGGGGGAAACUCACUCAGCCAAAGAGAGCGCAAUGAGAUUCGCUCUGAAGUUGAUGCAGAGUUCGAGGCUGGGGAGAAGAUGUUUUUGGGAAAGAAUAAGAAGGGUAAGAAGUUGCGAAAUGAUCAAUUAGAAACCCAAAACCCGCCACUUUUUGGAGAUGGGGUAACUGGGAAGCUACCCCGAUUUGCUAAUAAGAUGACGACAAAGAAUAUUUCUCCUGGGAUGAAGCUUUGGGGAGUAGUUGCUGAAGUAAAUGAGAAGGACCUAGUGAUUAGUCUGCCUGGGGGGCUGCGUGGAUUAGUUCGUAACAAUGAUGCACUUGAUUCUAUUUUGGAUGACGAAUUUGAGGAAAGUGAAGGUUGCCUUCCCAGCAUAUUUCAUGUGGGGCAGCUGGUUUCCUUCAUUGUAUUGCAGUUGGAUGAUGAUAAAAAGGGGAAAAGAAAGAUCUGGCUUUCUCUGUGCCUUUCAUUAUUGCACAAAGGGUUUUCACUAGAUGCAGUUCAGGAAGGGAUGGUGGAUGAGGAAAGAUCUCGAGUCUCACUUGGCAUGAAAAACUUGGAUACUCAAGGUGACCUUGACAGAAAUGAAGAUGGACCUAUUGCAGGUGGAGGGGAAGACAGUGAUUCAGCUGAUGGCAGUGACUCCAAUAUGAUAAUUUUUCCUGGGAGUAAUGUUGCUGAGAAACAAGAUGCAGAGUCGGAAGAUGAAGGUGAAGAACAAGCAAUUCUUGCAGCAGCAGAAUCAAUGGCUUCCAUUGGAAGUGAACCUUGAUGACAUGGAUGAAGAUAAUGCAAACGAUCAGAUUAGUCAUCACCAGGAGCACAAUGAUGAGCCAGAGUGCCAGACACUAUAUACAAAAAUAAAAAGAAAAAGGAGAAAAGUAAAACGAGGGAAGAGAGGUCAGUUAUUGAUUGUGUUUUCUGAUUUCCCUCAAACUGACCUAGUUACGCUGUCUUUCGGCGAGUGAAAAACCGGACCGUGUUUUUUUUAUUUAUUAUAAAUUUCUUCAGGGAGAAAGAGAUUAGAGCUGCUGAAGAAUGACUGCUGGAGAAGGACAUACCAAGAACUGCUGAUGAGUUUGAGAAGCUCCUUCGAAGCUCUCCUAAUAGCAGUUUCAUUUGGAUAAAGUACAUGGCACUGUUGAUGUAGAGAAAGCUCGUGCAGUUGCGGAAAGGUAAAAUCUUGUUCAAAAUUGGUUCUUUUCAUUCAUACGGGAAAGGCAAAGAGAAUAAUACUUUCAGUAAUUCUAUAUAUCAGUUCAAAAGAGAAUCAACGCUAUAUAAAAGAUAAGCAUGCAGUUUAUUUUCACCAAUCUCUGAUUCUAUUUGUUCGUGAAGUAAAUUUCUGACUGCAGCCUGUCUAUCUUCUUUAUUGCAGAGCUCUGAGAACAAUAAGUUUCCGGGAAGAGACUGAGAAGCUGAAUAUCUGGGUAGCCUACUUCAAUUUGGAAAACCAGUAUGGAAUUCCCCCAGUGGUAAUAUAUGAACCAGUUUCCCCGUUUUUUAUUUAUUGUUCUGUACUUUGUAAGAUUGAUAGUUGGGAAGCUUAAAAGUUUCAAAAUAACUGUCUCAGGAGGCUGUGAAGAAAUUGUUUCACCGAGCCCUGUAAGUUUGUGAUUCCAAGAAGGUCCAUCUGGCAUUAUUGGGUAUGUAUGAAAGGACCGAGCAGAAUGAGCUGGCUGAUGAGAUUCUUGACAAAAUGCUCAAGAAGUUUAAGCAAUCGUGCAAGGUUGGUAUCCUUGUUCAUUGUUAUUGCAUUAAUUCAUGUCUUCAAUAACACCUUACUUUUUUGUGUAAUCUGCAGGUUUGGUUGAUUAGAAUGCGGAGGGUCAUGAGCCAAGAAGAAGAAAAGGUUCAGUCAGUAGUGCAAAGAGCUAUACUGAACCUUCCCCGGCAUAAGCACAUAAAGUUUAUCCGGCAAGCAGCUCUCCUCGAGUUCAAAAAUGGGCUUCCGGCCGUAAUAUGUUUGAAGGAGUUUUGAGGGAAGAGAACUGACUUGUGGAGCAUUUAUAUUGACAAAGUAAGAUUCUUCAUGAUGUGUUCCUAAUAACAAUCGUCUUGUAUGGAUAUUCUUUAGUACCAUGAAUCAUUUUCCAUUCCAUUGCAGGAAAUCAAACUCGGAGAUGCAGAUGUUAUUCGCUCAUUGUUUGAGAGAGCAAUUACACUAAGCCUUGCGCCUAAAAAGAUGACAGUAAGCCAUCAUCUCGUUGAAUCUGACAAAUCACUCUUUUGCGGCCUUAACUAUUGAUCCUUAUGUCAGUACAUUACCUCAAUUUGCAGUUCUUGUUCAAGAAGUAUCUCGAGUAUGAGAAGUCUGUGGGGGAUGAAGAGAAAAUCGAGGCUGUGAAACAGAAAGCACUGGACUAUGCACGAACGGAACUAGUAUGGUAACCACGUUGGUGGGAUUUAUGAAUUCACUGUUUCGCUCUGCAACAGCAUUCCAGCAGCAGGACGGGACAUGGACAGCUAAGGAGAACCAUAAGGUGUAUUUCGAGGCGAAAAUUCCGCUUUUUGUGAAGAUGCCGUAUCCCAAGACAAAUUACUCUGCCCUGAGCAAAGAGCUGGACCAUGGAGGAUUUUCUGGUGGGAUUUUUGCUAGUUUUGGCUCACAUGUAGAAUUUUGUCACGUGCAUUUAUUUAAUAAAAAUAAUUAUUUAAU